AUGGCGUGGCUACUAGAGCAAGGAUUAACACCCGAUGUUAUUCCAAAUGGAGCUAAAGUUAUGAGCAUUCGACACUCGACUUUGAGCAUCAGUGUCAUCGAUUCGAUCAAUUUCCUCCCGAUGAGUCUGUCAAAAUUACCAUCUUGCUUUGGCCUCACUGAGCUGAAAAAAGGAUAUUUUCCACACUUAUUUAAUAGAAGGGAAAAUCAGGCAUAUGUGGGUCCUUUUCCUGAAUCGUCUUUCUUUUGUCCAGACACGAUGUCUAGUAAAGCCAAGUCCGAGUUUUUUGUCUGGUAUGAACAAAAUAAAGAUAAAGAGUUUGAUUUUCAAAAAGAAAUGUUGGAGUAUUGUAGAUCUGAUGUAGAUAUUUUGAGGAGAAGUUGUUCUAUAUUUAGAGAAGAGAUGAUCAGAAUAUCUGGUGUAGACCCAUUCUGUUAUAUCACUAUUGCGUCAACCUGCAUGGCUGUCUACAGGAGUAGACAUUUGCAAUCAGGUACAAUAGCGAUGGUUCCUGUAAAUGGAUACAUCAACUGUACCAACUACAGCUCUGAUGCGAUCAGAUGGUUAGAUUUUGUUGCUUCUGAUCAAGACAUCACGAUUGAACACGCUUUGAAUGGAAGUGGGGAAAUAAAGAUUGGAGGUGUGUCUGUUGAUGGAUUUUGCAGACAAACAAAUACCAUAUACCAGUUUCACGGCUGUUUUUAUCAUGGAUGUCCAGACUGUUAUGAGGGAGAUACAAUUCACCCUUUCAAGAAAUGCCCCAUGUCAACUUUACUGGCCAAAACUAAGGAAACUUCUGAUAAAUUUCGAUCAUCAGGAUAUGAGAUAAUCAUGAAAUUCAGGAAAGACUCAACCCUCGGGAUUCCUUUUUCGGUGGAAGGACGAAUGCCUUAA
Messenger RNA from Parasteatoda tepidariorum (common house spider), 894 nucleotides. NCBI's taxonomy places the organism in Eukaryota, Metazoa, Arthropoda, Arachnida, Araneae, Theridiidae. The record is from RefSeq and is a predicted model, not a curated record.